Messenger RNA from Aspergillus calidoustus, 927 nucleotides. Lineage: Eukaryota; Fungi; Ascomycota; Eurotiomycetes; Eurotiales; Aspergillaceae. The record is from the annotation of a GenBank genome assembly.
AUGAUGCACAUUAGUCAGUCAGUUGUCCCUGAGCCAACCCUGCUGGACAUAUCUAGAUUCGAAAAUCCCAGCCUGCAUUUCCCGCAAUCCCAGACCAUCCUCACGGCUGCAAAGCCCGACGAUCUCAGGCGUACACAAGACUUGAUAGAUCACCGUGCGCCGGACUUCGUUCGACACUAUCUUCCUAGUUGGCAACAACACGGUAUUUUCUCCACGUUAAGGUCAUGCCUUGAUGAAGAGACCCUGCAAAAACCCACCACCAUCCCAUUGCACAUUCUGCGAUUUGCGCAGGAAGCGCAGUAUCGCUUAGUUCAGAUUAGCCAAUACCUUCAACUUGUGAGACGUAUUCACCUAUUGAAGAUAGAGCGGAAGAAAGUCCUGAAUCCUCAGUGGCAAAAAGGGCAACGUGUGGAUUCUCUGGCAUCUACUAUCCUUAUGAGGGAGAUUUACCAUGACUGGGAUACUCUUGACGACAAGCUACAGGCCGAGAGGAGGUUGCGAUUUCGAAGGGAGAACCGAGAAGCCAGGAAAUGGUUGCUAGCAGCAUCUAGAUUGUCUUUUGGAGUCCUUAUCAUCUGUGGUAGGACACUGGAGAAGCUACUCACUAAGCAGUCCACUGAGGGCCAAACCCUCUCGGCGGCAGUCCAAAUCGCACAAGACUUUCCUGCCGUAGUUGAAACGUACCGUCUUGUUGACACGACUGUCAGAGGUCUCCUAAACCAGGAGAGGGCGGGGACCGAUAUCAACACUAAGAUGAUUAUAGGGCAGAUUAGACAUCACCUUCAGUCCACACAGGAAACCACCACCCCUUACCGUGAACUUUCUGCAUCUUCUCACGCCGAUUUGUCAACAACCCAAACAUCACUCGACCUCGAUCUUGCGGCAGCUGCAAUGGAAGGGAUUCUUGACUCUGCUGACAGCAGUUGA